AUGAAAGUAGACAACGAACAACAACCUUCUAACAUUACGGCUGCUUCACAAUAUGGAAUGCUGCAACAAUUACCUCCUGCUACAAUAAAUUCAUACCAGUUUGUUGACGACCAAGAAGAAGAAGGACAGCUAAUAAUGCAAAUAGACAACCAACACACGAUCCAACAAAGGUUUUUGUUACCUUCUGCAAUGACAAGCAAUAACGAAGAUGAAGAAAACAUGGAAUUUGUACCGAUAAUAUCAGAUACAAUUGAAAAAAUUGCUGAAACUUCUACUGCUUCUAAGAAAUCAAGAAAAAGAGUGAGGAGAAAGCUAAAAGAAUCUCCACCAUGUAAAAUACUUAGGCACGAUGCGUUGCCAGAGGAAGUAAGAGUAGGAUCGGAUUUUGACAACAAGAAGAACAUGACUAAAUUUUUCUGCAGCUGUGAGAUAAACCAAAAAGUCAAAUUCACUAUUGCUAGAUCAUAUUCAAAGAGAUACGAGCUGAAAUACAUCGUGGAGAAAUGGAGUUGGAAUGUACGUGCUACCAAAAUAAAAAUAUCCUCACUUUUUAGGGUGAUAAAAUAUCAUAACAACCAUGAAUGCUCGGUUGAUGCAAGAAAAUCAGAUCAGAAGCAUGCUAAUUCAAAUUUUAUAAGUGAACAAAUUUUAGAACAUGUUCGAGAUAAAAAGAUUGAGGUUACACCAACCUUUGUAGAAAGUAAAAUGAAAAAGAAAUUUGGAAUUGACAUUGGAUAUCACAAGGCAUGGCGUGCUAUUCAAAAAGCUAUUGCUUCCAUAAGGGGAAAACCAGAAGAGAACUACCAGAUUCUUCCUUCAUACAUACACAUGAUUGUGCAUAGAAACCUAGGGACGUACACUAGCAUAAAAAGAGAUGAGCAAAAUCGAUUUGCUUAUAUGUUCUUUUCUCCUGCGGCAUCAAUAGUUGGUUGGUGCUACUGUAGACCCGUGAUUGCAGUAGAUGCAAUGUUUUUAAAGUCAAAAUAUCGUGGCGUUCUAUUUGUUGCUGUAUCAAAGGAUGCAAACAAUCAAAUCUUUCCUCUAUCUUUUGGUGUAGCAAAUUCAGAAAACAAUGAUGCAUACAUUUGGUUCUUCGGGGAAAUGAGAAAAGCAAUUCAAGUCCGUCGUGAACUGGUUUUCUUAUCAGAUAGAAACCAAUCGAUCGCAAAUGGAAUUAGAAAAUUUUAUCCUGAAGCUCACCAUGGUAUCUGCCUCUAUCACUUUGAGAAAAAUUUAAAGCAAAAACCACGGUAA
Nicotiana tabacum (common tobacco) is the source of this 1254-nucleotide messenger RNA. RefSeq lists its product as uncharacterized. The record is from RefSeq and is a predicted model, not a curated record. Lineage: Eukaryota; Viridiplantae; Streptophyta; Magnoliopsida; Solanales; Solanaceae.